Messenger RNA from Trichoplusia ni (cabbage looper), 5260 nucleotides. Its product is annotated as protein ANTAGONIST OF LIKE HETEROCHROMATIN PROTEIN 1-like. The transcript has 2 exons. The coding region runs from base 3931 to 5154 and encodes 407 amino acids. The record is from RefSeq and is a predicted model, not a curated record. Lineage: Eukaryota; Metazoa; Arthropoda; Insecta; Lepidoptera; Noctuidae.
ACACGCCCUUAUUUCAUUCCUGCCUCCAUAGCGACAAUUCUUCGCAUUUCAUGUGACCACCGUUACACGUCUAGCGCAUAGUAGUGGAAAUACCGGCAAACAUUACCGACUGGAUGCGAGGCAACGAGUUACAGCCAUAAUCUAAGAGGAAGACCAAAUUUUAAUCACCAAAACGUGUUCGUGUUUCCUCAAAACUAAUGACUACGUGCGGCGAUUAGAUAAAAAAGAAAAAAAUACAUAUUUUUUAGAGGUGAUUAGCUAUUAUCCUUACUUAUCGUUAAAAUAUACAUAAUUGGUAAUGACAAAAGAUAAUUUUGAUAUCGCAGUAGUAAACAGAUUUUUAAAACCAACUGAUUAAUUAUAGAUAAUUAAAUUAUAGAUAGGCAAUCCCGUCUGUAUCUUGAAGGAAAUUACGUGUAAAUAACUUAGUUUGAUCGUAAAGAGAAUAAGUAAGACUGAAUAUAUUAAUUAUAAUUGGCUCUGAAAUCUAAAUAACUUUGCGGGUCAUAAUGAGUUUACAGGUUUUCUUCACAUAAGUUUAGUCAUAAAUUAAUUUAUUCUCCAGCAAUUACAUCACGUUAUAAUGAGCUUUGAGGAAACGCAUAAACUCUAUCCUAUUUUACACAAUGUUAACAUUAACACAUAAUGCCGUUCAUACGAACAACCGUUAUUAAUUCUAAAUAUAUUUUUUCUUUUUAUUAGCAAUAGUUUAUUUAACUACAGCUAUUAUUUUAACAUGACUGCAUACAAAAAGAGAAUUUCAAGACAUGCCACAUAAAAGGAAACAGCAUAUUAAUAUUAGCUGGUUAUCGUCCAUAUCAGCUUGUUUAUUGCCUUUUGUUAGAUAAACACGAAUGUGCCACGUAGUCACGUCAGCCAAGAUUCAUAAAAAGUAACAAAAUAUUGUAACACUUGCAGCAAGUCUCAACUUUACAUCGCUUGUUGUUCACGCUAUCACAAUCUCACAAAUGGCUCGAAUGUUAGAACAAUUUUCCUCAUUAUCCUAUAUUAAAAAUGAAUAUACUUUCGACCAAUGAUCAUAGCCUCUUAAGGAUAUGUAAGACAGACAAAGUACUUAUCUCACAAGAAUUUAUUCGUAUCUUAAAAACUUGGUUUCAUUAUGACGAGUCAAUCAGGCGCCAAUUUUGUGUCUAUACCUAUUGCGGCUCAUUGCGAGUAUAAUAAAUUUCGUAUCGCACUUGUAAUCGAUGUUUUAUCGUCUAAGGUAUUAUAGUGUCGAUAAGAGCCACGCUCGAAUAUCAAUGAUUAAGUCCUUUGGAAUGUCCCUAUGUGGCUAGAUCUGGUUCUAUAUCUUAUAUGGUGCUAGAAAUGUUAAUUGCUUGCGUUAGCACGCACGUUGAAUAUAGGGCUCACAUCUUUAGACACAAGUAUUUUAAGUACAAGUUAUUAUUGGUCAAUGUCUUUAGUAGGAUAACAGCUCAAUCUUUUUAUUGCUGUUUAAGCAAAUUCAAACUUUUAACAAAAAAAUGGAGUUCUAAAAGAGGCAGUCACACCAACAAGUAAUUAUCUUAUGCUGCGGUUACAACGUCUCAUUCAUGUAAUUCAAAGACAAUGUAAAGAAGUCAAAUAUUUGUUCAGUUUUUAUUCUACUCAGAGUAUCUCCAAGGUAAAUAGCGAUAACUCCAAAAACAAGCUUCCGUGCAAACCAAGUGUUUACAUUAGAGUACAUUAGUUAUAAUAAGUUGGUUCGUAGAUUCAAUGCGUUCGCCGUAAAAACAUUAUCACAGCGUACUUACGUCGGCCGACGUUUACACAGCACUUUAUCAGUGUUGCUCGUACAUAUGUGUGAUGUUUUGCACACACGCUGAGUAAACACGUGAUGUGUUUAAUUGUGUGUCGCCAAAAUGUUGUGUAAUUAUAGACGGGGAAAAUGUAUUGUGAUUCGGGAAGGAUCUUUUUCCCCAGUAAUUAAGUAGAACAGAAUACGGUUGUUUUAGUUAUUUAAAUACCAAAAUAUAACGUGAAAUGGUUUUCGGGUUUGGUCAUACAUACAACAUAUUACCAUAAAGCCUAAAAAUCUAAUUAAUAUUUCACCGAGACGCAGUUUGUUCUAAGAAAUUUCUAUUUGUUUUAUCGUCAUAACGAAUAUGCAUAUACAAUGUACAUCAUUAUUCAAAUAAUAAAGGCGUUACGUCGACAGCAAACAAUCUAAUUGCAGCGCGUGUAAUGUUACACCAAAGCCUAUUCCUAUACAUUAGAAGCGACAUGUCAGCUUGGAACCUUAAUAUUAUUUAUUUAUGUACAGGCACGAUAUACUAUCACCCAUCACGUGUGUUUACACGAACAUUUAAAUAAUAAUUAAAAUAAAUGUUUUGAUUCGACUGAGAUAAGCGGGCGACUUCCUAAGUAAGGAAAACUAUACGUGGCAUUAAUAAUUAUGUUUGAAGACGGAUUUAUUCAGACUCGUUAUAUUUGAUAUUUUCAAAGUUUACAGAUUUAAAUGUCAACCGGUUUCACAACAUUUUAGACAUGUUUAUCAAGUGUAAAUCUCCAUUGUAGAAAAAAUGCCGCGGUGUUAGAGGCCAAGACUAAAAAAAUAUGACUAGUAAAACUGGCUAUCAGAUGGAGUGCUAAAUCUCAUUGUAAAUACAAUCAUUUUGUUGUCAGUUGUAGUUAAAAAUAUCGGCUAUUGAACGGAAUGUAGAAUAAAUAAUAUAAAAUUUCUGUGGGAAAGAAACGGAAAUAUCCUUUGUCUCCUUACUCCUUUAUCCUUGCCGUUCAGAUGGAUCGUUGGAAUUUCUCACGAGAAUUAUAAAUGUCUAUUGUUAGUUCCAUGUGAAAAGGUACGACUGGUCCUCAACAAUAGCAUUAUGUUCUGAAUGUGCAGAAUUCGCAUGGAGCAGACCUUUUAUUUUAUGAUUGAAAUACCCAGAGAAAAUAAACAAACAUGGGGUUAACGAACGAUAACAUACAAACGUUUGUACCUACUUGAAAUAGAAGUUGUUAACUUCACUGGUUUGCUGUAAUAGGAGCACAAUUUGAAAGGCAUUAGUGAGUUCAACCUCUUUAGUGGUCGCCCUAAUUUGGUUCGACGAGCACAAUGCUCUGACGUCAGCACUUCGUUGUUUUAAAAUAGGCUCCGUUAUAUUCAAGAUACACCUAUAUAGGCUAGGAUCUUUUAAUGUGAAAGUAUCAGUUAUAAAACUGUGCAAUCGCUACAACUCGAAUUCAAAUAUUAGUAAGAUGAAAUAAAAUACAAUUUAUGUAGUUCAUUAGGACUAGUUUUAUUGGGAAGCAGAUAAUAUACAGAUACAGAAUAGAACUAAAAAUAGAAAGUAACUAGACAAACAAUGGCACGAAAUGUUUACGGAUUUGGCUCACCGGCCUCGUAGGUUUCGCUCGAAUGACCUGCAGUAUUUAAAAAGUGGGCGGUCGCCUAUUUCGAGCUAGCACGGCGCAUGGCCACUGCUGGUGUUUACAUGUAAGUUCGUUACACAGCACACACCGGCCGACCCUGACAUUACCGUUAUCGAGCCGAUGUCGGCAAUAUUAAUACUGACGCUAAUGGACUGCCAUCCGUGCCCGCACCCAGACAACGCAUGUGCAUACAAAUUUUACGCAUUACAAUUCAAAUCAAAUAAAAUGCUACUUAUUACAGAAAUGUGAACAAGUCUAGUCGUUUUUUUAUUCGUUAGGACUCAGUAUUUCUAAAUCUCUUAAUGUCUAUAAUAUUGUACCCAAGAUUGGGCACAAAAACAAAAUUUUAAAUUUCCUGACAAAUUUCAGCGUAGUUUCAGACUUGAUAUACGAUACAGAUAGGUUUUUAAUGUUGGAAUAGAUUUAAAUAUUAAAGCCAUGUAUUCACUGAGCAACAGUGUUUCGGAUACACAGUUUCUGAAACAUCACGUAAAUGUUUCCAGGAACAAUGUUUCGGAAACUCUGCCGUCCACACAGUCAGUUGCUUAGGUCAUGUCGCCCGAGGAAGUAGUGUUGUUAUGUGGUGCCUACAUUUUUUUGCAUAAGUCCAUUUCUAGUAAAAAGAAACGUAAAAGAUGGUGGGUCAGGAAUUACUUGCUAAGAAGACAAGACGUAUUAAGUGAUUUAUGCAUGUUUGAUGGAUCAUUUAUAAACUUUCUACGAAUGUCAAAAUCAGAUUUUGAAUAUCUUUUGCAAAAUGUUGGACCAUUUAUAGAGAAACAAGAUACAAACUUACGAAGUGCAGUUACCGCUGAAACAAGGCUAGCCAUUACUUUAAGAUAUUUAGCUACUGGAGAUUCAUAUUCUUCACUCUCAUACACUUUUAGAGUUUCCAAACAAUUAAUCAGCCGGAUCAUACCCGAAGUUUGUAAGAAUAUAAAACGUGUGUUGAAGAACUACAUCCAGGUUCCGAGUUCCGAAGCGCACUGGAAAGAAAAGGCCCGUGAGUGGAACGAAUUAUGGAAUUUUCCACACUGUGUCGGAGCUAUAGAUGGGAAGCAUGUGGUUAUUGAAGCGCCUAGCAAUAGUAACAGUGAUUACUACAACUACAAAGAUCAGUUAAGUAUUGUACUACUGGCUAUUGUAGAUGCAUCUUAUAAUGUUAUAUAUGCAAACUGUGGUGCGAAAGGAAGAGCAUCUGACAGUGGCAUCUUUCAAGAAACGAGUUUCUAUCAAAGAAUGGUGGAACACCGUCUUAAUUUUCCAAACCAAGAAACGAUAUCACCAGAUGGACCUGACCUUCCUUAUGUAAUACUGGGCGAUAGUGCAUUCCCAUUAUCGGAAAACUUGAUGAGGCCGUACCCGGGUAUUCAUAACCGUGGCACAAUGAAACGAAUUUUCAACUAUAGACUCUGUAGGGCCAGGAGGGUUGUAGAAAAUGUUUUUGGAAUUUUAUGCGUGGUUUUUCGUGUAUUUCGUAAACCAAUUCCUCUCAAGCCUGAAAAGUGUGAACUUAUUGUAAUGGCAUGUCUUUACAUGCAUAACUUUUUAAGAAGGAAUAAACAAUCUAGAGCCUUGUAUACGCCCCCGAUGACUUUUGAUUUUGAAGACAGUGACCAUAAUGUCAUAGAAGGUGCUUGGCGUAGAGAGUAUACAGUUGAAGGAACUUCAAUUUUGGAAUUGGAAAGGCGACCUAGAAAUUCAGCACGUACUGCUACAAUCAUAAGGGAUCAAUUUGGUGAAUAUUUCAUGAGCGAAAGAGGAAGCUUGCCGUAACAAAACAAUGUAGCUUAAUGCUAUGGCGGUAGUGUUUUCGUAUAUGUUAGAUAGAAUAUUUACAUGCCUACAGCUGAUAACAUAAAAAUAAAAUAUGAAUAAUGCG